Molecule: messenger RNA, 759 nt
Organism: Hyaloperonospora brassicae
Lineage: Eukaryota; Oomycota; Peronosporomycetes; Peronosporales; Peronosporaceae
Source: the annotation of a GenBank genome assembly
AUGGUGCCGCUAGAAACUGCUGGAUCAACAAUCACUGGCGACGAAGAGGCUAACGGCGCUGCUGGUAGCACGCCCUCUGUCCUUUCUCGCACGAACGUGACCCUGCCCGUCACGUUAAGGACUGGGACGUCACACGACGAUGCCGGAAUUGAAACCGAUGAUGAAGGCCAGCAUGAUGUGGAGGAGAGGACCGUGGCAUCGUUGCAACAAUCUCGCCUCACAACAAAUCACGAAGGAAAGGCGGUCGAGGACAAGCUACGCGACCUAUCCGAGACGAUGCAGAAGGAGGAGGGUGUCUGGGAUUACAAGAUCGUGGCUGAGUCUCUUGUCAGCACGGAGUCUCGUGGACAAGAGCUUCAAGCCGAGAUUGAAGGGGCGGUCAACGCAUUGCUUAAGCUUCGAAAAGAUCCUGGCAUGAAGACUCACGCCGACCGCAUACACCGGGAGCUGUUCUUCAUGUACAGAAAAAGACUGGAUGAGUCGCUGGUCAAGGUCUAUCUAAACGCGAGGGUGACACCGGAAGAGUUUCUCGAGAUGACGCGGAUGGAAAAAGGCGUUUUUAUUACUCAACAUGAUCUCCAUGGGCGUGACAAGAUGAGCGAACUUUCAGACGUCGUCGAUUUCCUAAAAAACUAUGUUACGAACUAUCACAGAGAGUAUGGCUACACGAGUCAGAAAUACAAGGAUCUACAUGAAGUCGUGACGGCCAUGUAUAAGAGUAUAUACUCGCACGAAGUAGGGCUGGGACGGAGAACCUAA